Molecule: messenger RNA, 795 nt
Organism: Pseudozyma flocculosa PF-1
Lineage: Eukaryota; Fungi; Basidiomycota; Ustilaginomycetes; Ustilaginales; Ustilaginaceae
Exons: 2
Coding region: 1-795 (264 amino acids)
Source: RefSeq, a predicted model, not a curated record
AUGCAGCUCAGCGCCAAGUUUGCCGCCCUCCUCGUCCUCCCCGCGCUUGCCGGCGCCAUCAGUGUCAACUUGCCCAAGGGCGACGCCACCAAGGGUCUCAUUGCUCCUAGCCUGGGCACCUUCCUGAAGGGCGACGGAUGCGACCCCAGCAAACCGCGCUACAACGUGCAAAUCAAGUGGGACAACUGCGGACCCAACCGCAUCUUCGACAUCUACCUGGCAGCGGUCAGCUCCAACGAGGCCGUCCCACGGUGCAUCUACUCGGUUGCAAGGUCAACUGACGGUACCAGCGAGACACUCAGCAUUCCGACCAACAGCGGUGUCCGGCUUGUGCCCGUCGAGCGCAGCACUGGCGCCCAUGCGCGCUCGAUCUCGAUUGCAAGCGACUACGUUAUCAGUCAAGGGGUCCGUGGCUCGACUCCGGUGGAGUCGGACACCAGGCUCUACGCCAAUGCCGAACCGGAGCCUUGCUCGGCUGCUGAAGCACCCAAAGAACAUGGCUCCUGCACGCUUCCAGUCUACAGUAUGAGCUUCUUGGCGAAGCCGAAGCCGCAAUCCACCUAUGUCUACGAGUACACCCUCUGGGGAGGCAAGGACAGCAAAGACGCUUGGCGCUGCAGCUCCGCCAACCAGCAAGACAACCUGAACAACUAUCGCACGUCCGACGAGCCUUGGGCCCCCCUCACUUACACCGGACCUCCCUCCGCCAAGGAGUUCCCUUACCUCGACAUCCGGCUGUGCAACCCCGAUGGUCCGGAGGUCGACCAGGAUUGGUGCCUUGUCAAGGACAAGUGA